Molecule: messenger RNA, 662 nt
Organism: Cinara cedri
Lineage: Eukaryota; Metazoa; Arthropoda; Insecta; Hemiptera; Aphididae
Source: the annotation of a GenBank genome assembly
CAAAAAUAAUCAACCCAAUAUAAUAUUCAAAAAUGAUAUAAAGUUCAGUACCAGCGUUAUACUAAUUUUAAUUCAUGUAAAUUAAUUAAAUUUCUUUUACUUGUGUACUAUAGAAAUAAAAUGGAACAUUUAUCAUUACCUACGUUGAAAAUACUUUAUAAACAUUAUAUCAAUUGGGUCAGCAGUCAUCCAGAACGCAUUACAGAUCUAGAAUCUUCAAUAAAAUGGAUUUCUUAUUUUUUAGCUGGUAUGUUACACAUUCAUUUUAAUCCAAAUAAAAAUACUCUCAACUAUACACCAUCACAUGUUUGCAGGACGAAUAAACAACUCAACAUUAUUAUCCGAGCUUAUUUAUUCAAUGUCAAACUUCAUGUUGCUAUUUAAUGAUCAAAUCAUAUUGAAUAUUGACAAAAAAUCUACACCAACCAAUGACAAAGGAAAUAAAAAGAUAUUUUCCCCUGAAAACAUCAAGUGUUUCCUUACCAUGUUGGAGUAUAUUGAAGUGUUUAUAGAAGUGUCUGCUAAAAAACUAUGGGGUUCUAAAGGACGAUGGAUUAUUAUUGUGCUUUUGCAAACUCUAAAGUAAUUUUUUAUAAUUUGUCUAUUCUUUUUCUAGCUACAUAGUUCCAUAGCACCAUUAUUCUGCAUCUAAUUUAUAUCAU